Formica exsecta is the source of this 3340-nucleotide messenger RNA. RefSeq lists its product as uncharacterized. The transcript is spliced from 6 exons. NCBI's taxonomy places the organism in Eukaryota, Metazoa, Arthropoda, Insecta, Hymenoptera, Formicidae. The record is from RefSeq and is a predicted model, not a curated record. Bases 313 to 1182 code for a protein of 289 amino acids.
CGAUCCCGCGUACGCGAGAGAGAGAGAUGGAUAGAGAUCUCUCGCUCAUCGAGGGGUGUCGCGGGCAAGGGGCAACAGAUGUCCUUCCGCAUGACGCACGCGGGGUGGCCGUCCCUCCACCAGUCUCGCGUCUGGUGGUGGUUGUGCGCGUCGUGUUGACGGUGACAGACGGAAUAGCUGGCCUCUCUUUCGUCCUCGGCGAGGAUCUCGUUGAACGACAGACACGUCCGAGAGAAAUGUUCGCGUAAAAUGACGUUGGACGCGCGUCGAGUAACUUCCUCCCGACAAAAAGCAUUAUUUGGUUAGCGCGCGAUGUGCGAAGUAUCGAAGGGGCAACGGAGAGCGUUCCGCGAUCAGGAUCCACCGCGAAUAUGCAACAAGAGCGCGGAAAAUUUACUGCGGGACGAGCUCGAAUUUUCGCGCUCGACGCCAAGCUCGCCGACGACCCUUCAGCGCGCCGCCAGCCUCGAGAAAUGCUUCAGCGAGCCCGAGUUCUUCCAGAAGCAACGCGAGCUGCUCUCGAAGCACGAACAGCGGUCGAGGGAGAAGGGCAGCUGCGGCGAGGAAAGCGUCAUCACCUCCGAUUCCGCACGUGGCGCGGACGACGAUUCCGGAAGAAUGGCUGAGGUCGCGAGGAGCACUUCGGAGGACCUCCUGAGGGAACUCUCCGCCAAAGUGCCUUCCCCCUGCAAGCAGAUGAAUGAGGUGAUUACUAACGGUCUCAAGUGCGACUCGGACGACGUCGACGGUUUGACAAACGAUAGAAAAAUGGCACCGGUUCUGGGCGCACCACCUCCGCCACCACCGGCUCCUCACAUGGGACCAGACGGCUUAAUCUUGCCGAGAAAACCGUAUAACCCUUGCCUUAUCUCCACUAAUCAUAAGGAUCUGCACAGAGAAUUACUCUUUAAUCAGAAAAUUGGCAAAAAUGUCUUGAAUCAGAAGAGCGAGUUGCAACGUGCUUUGGAGAAACAUAGAGAAGCUGCAUCAAGAAGAGAAGCUGAAAGGAUUCGAGAAGAAAGUUACAAGGAUGAUCCCAGAACCGCUUUGCAAAGAGCAAUUGAGCAGAGAGCAAGAAACAUUCAAUUAACGCAAGAGCAAUCGCAGGCGACGAUGGAACCGCCGAGCAAUCUCCUGAUAACAGCGAGAGCGAAGCUGAGGCCUCGCACCGAGUCCCAGUGAGCCCAGCGAAGAUCAGAGAUCGCGCCCGAAUGAAUAAGACGAUCGAUCGAUCUCGAUUCGCUCGGGUGGCUCAUCGUGUAAUUUCAUACCUCGGCGCCUUAUCGAUCGCAAUCAACAUGUAUAUACGCGUAACAUCUGAUAAGAUUUCGUUGGCACGAGAAUUACUACGGCGUCUCUCGUUUGGCACGUCGGAAGGUGUGUUGUAAUGGGCGUUAAGAGAUAAUACGCUAUCUAUUUGAUCGCUCGAUUGCGAGCGAGGAGAGGAUCGGUGGAUCUGUCUCGUAGAACACGUUUCAAUCCACCGCAAAAGCAUUCCCAGAACAACGCGAAGGACCAAACAAUGUUGUGUCUUGAAGAUUAGAACUUAUCUCUUUAUGAUUUAAACAUCGUAAAUUACGGUGUCGUUCGUAAACCGCCUGGAUCUUGUAACGUGCAAGCAAACGGCUCGUAAGAAGGUAUCAGGUGUCUCGAUGUACAAUCAACAAUAAUAAAUAGUAAACCUCAGUGUGCCGAGCUUAGUUCGAUGACCAAUUAGGAUGAUGUCGACAAAAACUGUAACGCGUUAUUCUAUUAUUAUAUACGAUUAUUAUAUUGGUAAUUAUCGUAUAUAAUAAAGUAAUCCGGUAAUUAUUAUACGUGUAAACUCGAAUAUAUAAUAACCAGCGUAUUUUUUCUUACGAAAACAAAGGUGAUUUCGUCGCGAGAGCACCGACAGUAACACAGUUUGAUAGAGUAGGACACAAAUUGACAAUAGACAGAAUAUAACGAUAGAUAGAUGGCGAGAUAACGCAGAAGAAUUUAUUCGUCUCUGUUUCGAUUUUGAGCGAUACGAAAUAUUUCUUUUCAUUUCUCAAAAUUCAGUUUCUUUAAGACAUAUUUUAUAAAAUUUGCGUUAAAACGAUAAAUGGAUAAUACAUUUUCCAAAAAUCGCUGGGUCUUUUAUUUACACAAUAAAGAAAAAUUGAAAUUUAUUGUUUCAUUACACAUAAGCGAAAUAUUUCGUAUCGUUUAAGAUUAAUCGCUCGAAAUACGCGCGAGAGUUCUGGAUCCGUGAAUGUCCGAGGAUACUCGCGACCAUGUGUAUCCUGGAUACGUUCCGUUUACCCCAGGCAAUGGUAUGCACGUGGUCGCUUUUUCUUCCCUUCCCCGUCUUGGAAGUCCCGAUGGUGUCUUCCACGAUCUUCGGCGAUUCGGGCAUUUAGAAAGUAUUUUGUAUUCCAAACUCAUUUUCUCUCUCGGAUCAUCAACGGUGACAUUACUCGCAUUCUUUUUGGACACGUCACGAAGAGCCUUGAGUCGAGUUACGUUAAACAUAGGACAGUUUCCGCUCGAAGAUACGCGCAACUAAUCGCACGACUCAUCAUUAAAGUUCUCGAUUUGUCACGGUAGCUUCUACCGUUAUGAGUCAAUGUAGCUAUAGUGAAAGAUUUAUCUGAAACUUAAUGCUUUUUAUUUCACGCGUACUUACUCUAAAGAUGUUUUAUAUGCGAAUUAAAUGCCAAAAUUAUGUCUCAUUAUAGUUAUAUAGAAGUAAUGCCACUGUAUGUGUGUGAAAGUAAAAAUUCCGCCAGAAGACAAGAGAGGAUAGAUCAGAACUCUCCGCAAGACCAUGUGUUCUUAUACUUCGUUAUAUGAUAAUGAGAGAAAUGUAUGACAUUAGCAAGAUGCUGGGUAACAAUUGUUGCGAGCCGUAUUUAAAUGUCGAAUCGAAUGCUAUUAUUAAAUCUCGUGGUCCUUUGUUUGAAGAAUCUUGCGAAAACGUGCGCAGCCUCUUAGGAUUAUAAAAUAAUAAGACAUGAAUUUGUUACACCUUUUUUUAAUUUACCGAUCAAUCCACGAAGAUUUUAUAACAUAUAAUUCGCGCUCUUAAAAUGCGUAGGGAAAUAUAUCGACGUAUAGAGAUUCGCUAUAGAGAAGCCGCAAAUGCAGAAUACUUUCGUUUUCUUUUUGUACAGUUGUCACAUGUAUGUAUUACUCUCUACGUUUAUAUCGUUCUAACAUUAAAAACUUAAUUAUACGAUAUUCAGGACCAUAAGAUCUUCGCAAUGAUAUAAAUCUCGAAUUCCAAAUAUAUUUUAUUCAAUACUAAACACACCAUCCCUGUCAUUUCCAUUUUAGAGUAAAACUGUAAGAAACCAGUAAUAAAGAUUUAAAAAUU